CGGGAGCAGGGCGGGGCCUGGACACUAGGCGGCGGCGGCGGGCGUGGGGCAGCUUAGAUGCGCCACGGCUUCGGUAGCGACGGCAUCUCUUACUGCGCUUGAGCCGCUCUAACUCCUCCCUCAGGAGACCGUCGCUGUCGGCAGUCCGUGCUCUACGGUAACCAUGUGCGACCGAAAGGCCGUGAUCAAAAAUGCCGACAUGUCGGAGGAGAUGCAACAGGACUCGGUGGAGUGCGCUACUCAGGCGUUGGAGAAAUACAACAUAGAGAAGGACAUUGCGGCCCAUAUCAAGAAGGAAUUUGACAAGAAGUACAACCCCACCUGGCACUGCAUCGUGGGGAGAAACUUCGGUAGUUAUGUGACACAUGAAACUAAGCACUUCAUCUACUUCUACCUGGGCCAAGUGGCCAUUCUUCUGUUCAAGUCUGGUUAAAAGCAUGGACUGUCCACAUAACCCAGUGAUCCACCAAAAAACAAGGACUGCAGCCUAAAUUCCAAAUACCAGAGACUGAAAUCUUCAGCCUUGCUAAGGGAGCACCUCCAUCUUUGAACCUUUCUUGUGUUAUUUUGUACAGGGCCUUCUCUGUACUAGUUCGUUGUCGUUAUAAAACAGUUAGCAAAACGGCCUACAUUUGUAUUUAUUUUCUACUCCGUAUUUUCCCCCACCUUAUGUGUGUUCUUUCCUCACAAUCCAUUCCUUUCAAAAAAUAAUAAACCUGUUGGCGAUGUGU
Messenger RNA from Orycteropus afer afer, 731 nucleotides. RefSeq names its product dynein light chain LC8-type 1 (gene DYNLL1). The record is from RefSeq and is a predicted model, not a curated record. Gene Ontology annotation, molecular function: dynein light intermediate chain binding; dynein intermediate chain binding. Gene Ontology annotation, cellular component: cytoplasmic dynein complex. NCBI's taxonomy places the organism in Eukaryota, Metazoa, Chordata, Mammalia, Tubulidentata, Orycteropodidae. Gene Ontology annotation, biological process: cilium assembly; microtubule-based process.